AUGGCAUGGAAAUCAAGAGAUAACAGCAUGCAGCAGCAGCAGCAGCGGCAGCGGCAGCCGGGCGAGUUCACCGGCAUAGUUAAUGCGCCGACAGAGUCCGAUUGGGCAACAAUCGACUGGGUGAGUUCACAGCACGAGGCAAACGAGCGACGCACGGCAAUGUACCACAGAUCCCAUGGAAGUUCCAUUACAGCUCAUACACGAAACGCACUCACACAAAAUGAGGGUUUUCUUGCCGCCUUUGUUACAGGCCUUGUCUUGGGUAUACUCGGCGUUUUUUGUGAUGCCUGCUCGCAUUGGGUGUCGGCAUUCCGGUUGGGCAUCUGCGCCAAUUUCUUCUGGCUUGGGCGUAACCUCUGCUGUGUGGAGCAGGAAGAAUGCACCGGAUACUACACAUGGGGUGAGUUUUUUCUUGGCCGUGGGGAUCGCGUGGCGCCGUUUGCCGAUUUUUGUUUUUACGUUCUCAUCUCCACAUUUGCUGCGAUGAUAGCAUCUUUUUUUUGUAAGGUGUAUGCACCGUAUGCAGCUGGUGGCGGCAUCAAUGAGGUGAAGACAAU
Trypanosoma cruzi is the source of this 557-nucleotide messenger RNA. RefSeq names its product CLC-type chloride channel, putative. Gene Ontology annotation, cellular component: early endosome; Golgi apparatus. The annotation marks the transcript as partial. The record is from RefSeq and is a predicted model, not a curated record. Gene Ontology annotation, molecular function: voltage-gated chloride channel activity. NCBI's taxonomy places the organism in Eukaryota, Euglenozoa, Kinetoplastea, Trypanosomatida, Trypanosomatidae. The transcript has a single exon.